Phalacrocorax carbo (great cormorant) is the source of this 1777-nucleotide messenger RNA. The record is from RefSeq and is a predicted model, not a curated record. Lineage: Eukaryota; Metazoa; Chordata; Aves; Suliformes; Phalacrocoracidae.
AGUGCGGGGCGCACCCUGUCGGGCCCCAUGCCGCGUUCCUCCGCGCCAGCAGGGGGCGCGCGGGGCGUGGCGGCGAGGCGGCGGCGGCCAUGCAGGCGGCGGCGCAGGGCUCGAAGCAGGCCGCGCAGGCGGCGGCGCAGGAGUUGGUGAAGUUCGUGAACCGGAGCCCCUCGCCCUUCCACGCGGUGGCCGAGUGCCGCAGCCGGCUGCUGCAGGCCGGCUUCCAGGAGCUGAAGGAGACGGACCACUGGGAGCUGCGGCCGGCGCAGAAGUACUUCGUUACCAGGAACUACUCCACCCUCAUCGCCUUCGCCGUCGGCGGCCAGUUCCAGCCCGGGAAUGGGUUCAGCCUGCUGGGCGCCCACACCGACAGCCCCUGCCUCAGGGUGAAGCGGCGCUCCAAGCGGGGACAGGUGGGCGUGGUGCAGGUUGGCGUGGAGACCUAUGGAGGGGGCAUCUGGAACACCUGGUUUGAUCGUGACCUCACCGUGGCUGGGAGGGUGAUCAUAAAGGACCCGGCCUCAGGGCGCCUGGAGCAGCGCCUGGUACGUGUGGAGCGGCCCAUCCUCCGCAUUCCCCACCUGGCCAUCCAUCUGCAGCGUAGCAUCAAUGAGAACUUCGGGCCCAACACUGAGCACCACCUGGUUCCCAUUCUGGCCACUGCUGUGCAGGAGGAGCUGGAAAAGGAGGUGCUCAUGGAGGCUACACCUUGCAAUGCUGCAGCCCAGGCAGAGCGGCACAGCCCUGUCCUGCUUUCCUUGCUCUGCCCCCAGCUGGGGGUGAAACCAGAGCAGAUUGUGGAGCUGGAACUAUGCCUGGCGGAUACGCAGCCAGCGACACUGGGUGGUGCCUUUGACGAGUUCAUCUUCUCCCCACGCCUGGACAACCUGCACAGCUGCUACUGCGCCCUGCAGGCUUUGAUUGACUCCUGUGCAGCACCCUCCUCCCUCUCCCAGGAGCCUAACGUGCGUCUUGUCGCACUCUAUGACAACGAAGAGGUAGGGUCAGAGAGUGCACAGGGUGCAGAGUCCUUGCUGACGGAGCUGGUGCUGCGCCGGAUCUCAGCAUCGCUGCAAAACCUGACAGCCUUUGAGGAGGCCAUAGCCAAGUCCUACAUGAUCAGCGCCGAUAUGGCCCAUGCUGUGCACCCUAACUACGUGGACAAGCACGAGGAGAAUCAUCGUCCAGCCUUCCACAAGGGCCCCGUCAUCAAAGUGAACAGCAACCAGCGCUACGCCUCCACAGCUGUCACCGAAGCAGUCAUCCGGGACAUUGCGGCCCGCGUGGGUGUCCCUUUGCAGGAGUUCAUGGUGCGCAACGACAUGCCCUGUGGCACCACCAUCGGCCCCAUUCUGGCCUCCCGCCUGGGGCUGCGCGUGCUGGACAUUGGCUGCCCGCAGCUGGCCAUGCACUCCAUCCGGGAGAUGUGCUGCACCUCGGGAGUGCUCCAGAGCAUCACCCUCUUCAAGCCCCCGCCUUGGGGCUGAGUCCGGCCAUCCCGCCAGGCUUCCCACCCCUCCAGGGCAGCACGGGUCCCUGCUGCUUCCGGAUGUGCCCCCCUCGCAUCCCAGCCUUCCCUGGCGACUGCCAACCCCAAAUGGUUCCUAUGGCAACCCGCGCUAGCCUUGAGUCAGUGAUGGGUUACUAUGGCGACGCGGUCCUGCUCUCUGCGAGUAGCUGCGUGCAAUGACGCUGCGCGGGUAACCAACAGGGAGCCCCUUCCUGCCCCCGCUGCCUGUCCCCCCACUGCACACCACCCUGCCUGUCCGCUCUGACG